AUGCCACCCGCAACCAAACGACGCAAAAUAGAGCCCACAGCAGUGGAGGAAAUCACAUUUGAUCUGACAGCGCGACACGAAUACCUGACAGGCUUUCACAAGAGAAAAGUGCAGCGGGCGAAGCAGGCGCAGGAGGCAGCGGAGAAAAGGGCGAAGGCGGAGAAAGUCGAGCAUCGGAAACAGAUUCGUGAGGAACGAAAAGCCGACCUGGAGAGGCAUGUUAGAGAAGUCAAUGCCCUGCUUGCACCUGCGACAGCUGCACUGGACAAUGGAGACGAUGAGGGGUCGGAGAGUGCGUGGUCUGGAAUCGAGGAUCUCGAGCCGCCUCCGAUAGACCAUGAAGCAGAAUACAUUGAUGAGGAUAAAUAUACCACAGUGACAGUGGAAGCAAUGGAUGUGUCUCGCGAUGGACUGUUCAAGGCGGAGCAAGAAGAUGCAAAAGGCGAUGAGGAGGGAAGCGCAGAUCGUCCGGCAGAGCUGACAACAGAACAGAAGCGAAAGUGGACGAAAGACAAGCCUAAAGAUGGUGCUCAUAAGGUUAAGAAGAAGAAGAGGAACUUCAGAUAUGAGAGUAAGGCCGAAAGAAAGGCAACGCGGUCCAAGGAAAGGUCCAAGAACCACAAACAGGCUCGAGAACGAAAGUCUGGAUGA
Exophiala bonariae is the source of this 651-nucleotide messenger RNA. RefSeq lists its product as uncharacterized. The transcript has 2 exons. Gene Ontology annotation, cellular component: nucleolus. NCBI's taxonomy places the organism in Eukaryota, Fungi, Ascomycota, Eurotiomycetes, Chaetothyriales, Herpotrichiellaceae. The record is from RefSeq and is a predicted model, not a curated record. The coding region runs from base 1 to 651 and encodes 216 amino acids. Gene Ontology annotation, molecular function: rRNA binding.